GUUGUAAGUGCUGGAGAAAUUACUUUGUCGGCGCUGGUCCGGUUUGGGAUUUUAACGCUCUGCUCCGCGCACGAAGAUGCUAAAAAGUUAGGGAUUGUCGCCGCGGGAGACGUUCGCGUGGUUUGCGAGGAGGUUCUCGCCGGAAAACUCCAUGGGACGACGGAAACAACCUCUGCGCCGCCGUUCAAGGUGUGGCUGGUAGAGCAGCUCGAGGUAGAGGGUCUCUCCCCCCUCACCCCCCUCGACCCCCUCCCCCCCUGGUGCCCUUUCAAGGAGGAGAGCAGUGUCCUCGUUUUGUUUGUUUUUUCUUUUUCUGCCCGGAAGCAACCCUCCAACUUGUGACUUCAUGAUCACAUGACCGUGGAUAUGGACGCAGUCCUAUCCGACUUUGUCCGUUCCACUGGAGCUGAACCGGGAUUGGCCAGAGAUUUGCUAGAGGGCAAGAACUGGGAUUUCACUGCUGCACUCAGUGACUUCGAGCAGCUUCGACAGGUGCAUGCUGGGAACCUGACGUAUUCUUUCGCAGAGGAUAGAACGUAUCUGCCUCUGGAAAAGGAGAUGGCGAGGGUGGGACGGCCCAUCCUCCACCGACAGGACGAGGUGGUGCAAGCCACAGAGAAGCGGCUGUCCAGGGGUAUUUCCCACGCCAGUUCAACCAUCGUGUCCCUGGCCCGUUCUCACGUCUCCAGCACCGGCGGCAGCAGCAAUGAGCCGCUUCUGGACACGCCUCUGUGCACUUUCCAACUACCAGACCUCACCGUGUACCAGGAUGACUUCCGUGGUUUCAUCGAGAGGGAUCUUAUAGAGCAGUCAAUGAUGGUGGCCUUGGAGCAUGCAGGUCGACUGAACUGGUGGACGAAAGUGGUUUCAAACUGUCAGAAUCUGCUGCCGCUGGCCACGAGCGGAGAUGGAAAUUGCCUGUUACACGCAGCCUCGCUCGGCAUGUGGGGCUUUCAUGACCGGGACCUGAUGCUGCGUAAGUCGCUCUACGCGCUGAUGGAUCACGGGCUGGAGAGAGAGGCACUGAAGCGCAGGUGGAGGUGGCAGCAGACCCAGCAGAACAAAGAGUCUGGUCUGGUGUACACAGAGGAGGAGUGGCAGAAGGAGUGGAAUGAACUGUUGAAGUUAGCCUCCAGUGAGCCCAGAAUACACUACAGCACCAACGGCACCAACGGGGCGGAGUCUUCGGAUGAACCGGUUUAUGAGAGUUUGGAGGAGUUUCACGUCUUUGUGCUGGCUCACGUUCUCAGACGACCCAUAGUGGUGGUGGCCGACACCAUGCUCAGGGACUCUGGAGGAGAGGCCUUUGCUCCCAUCCCGUUCGGAGGCAUCUACCUGCCGCUGGAGGUGCCAGCUGCUAAGUGCCAUCGCUCGCCGCUGGUCCUGGCGUAUGACCAGGCGCACUUCUCAGCGCUGGUCUCGAUGGAGCAGAAGCACAGCUCCAAAGAGCAAGUUGUGAUCCCUCUCACGGACUCGGAGCACAAAAUGCUGCCUCUGCACUUCGCUGUGGAUCCUGGGAAGGACUGGGAGUGGGGCAAGGAUGACUCAGACAAUGUGAUGCUGGCAAGUGUGGCUCUUUCUUUGGAGGCCAAGCUCCAGAUGUUACACAGCUACAUGACGGUCACCUGGCUGCCUCUGCCCUGCGAGCAAGCGCCUCUGGCACAGCCCGAGUCUCCCACUGCAUCGGCAGGAGAGGAUACACGCACGCCUCCUGACUCAGGCGAGUCGGACAAGGAGUCAGUCAGCAGCAGCUCCAACGGCAACUGUGACACAACCACGGGAUCAACGACCUUUGGAGGCGGGACCUUGGCCAAGAACAGCUCCUCGUCCUCAUCUAGUUCUUCUAGCACAGGGUCGGCAGGGACGGGAACAGCAGGGAAGGACAAAACCAAGAAGGACAAGGAUAAAGACAAGAAGAGGGCAGACUCUGUGGCCAAUAAGCUCGGCAGUUUUGGCAAGAGCCUGGGCAGCAAGCUGAAAAAGAACGUGGGCGGACUGAUGACGGGAAAGAACGCUGGAGCUGGAGGUGCCAAGCAGGAGGGCGGGGAGAAGAAAAAGGGCUCAUUUAGGGGGAGGAAGGGCAGCAAGGAUAGCUCGCCUUCAGCCCAGGCCUCAGAGGAUUCUGGGAAAGGUUCCCCUUCCUCAGGUAGCGAGCGUCUCAACGGGACAGGAAGCAGUAUGAGCAGCAGUGGUGGGAGCAGUAUCGAGAACGAGACCUACAAGUACAGUGCAGAUGUGAAGGUUAGCCUGGGCAUCCUGCGAGCCGCCAUGCAGGGUGAGAGAAAGCUGAUCUUCUCCAGCCUCCUCACCACGAGCAACCGGCAGCCCUUCCAGGAGGAGAUGAUCCAGCGCUACUUGUCCGACGCAGAGGAGCGUUUUCGGGCUGAGCAGGAGCAGCAGCGUCGUGAUGUAGAGAGGAAGGGCGUCAGCAAUGGCAUCCCGCCAUCCAAGAAGGAGGUGGUUGUUGGUACGGAGCUGAGCUACAGGCCUUAUGAGGCCAAAGAGGUGCUUUCAGAGAACUCUUCCCCUUCCUUCAACCCUCUCAAAGCCUCUCCUUUGAGCCCCUCUAUGUACUCUGGGGUCAUUCCCAUCCCCCGGCCCUCCUUCAUAGAUCAGACUCCUGCUGCCGCGCCCCUCACCCAGCAUCUUCACAUGCACGGCUACAUGGAGAAUCGGCGGCAGCUAGCUGGUGGCUCCCCAGUCACCUCCUACCCUGGCCUCCCCUCGUAUGCAACACUUCCGCGACACUGCCCCUCAACACAGGGACCCUCGCACCCACAGUAUAUCCAACAGGGCCCCUCCUCCCUCAGUCCCUCCCGCCUCGCGCCCUCAUACCCCCCAGAGCUCGUCCCUCCAGAUUAUCCCUUGUCUGAACCUGCUGCUGCUGGGAGCUACACCAACGGCUUCCGGGACAUCCACCCCAACCUAGACUCUCGGAGUGGGCAACCACCCGUCAGACACUACUCGCUGGGCAGCGCCGGUGGUUUGGCCGGCCUGCCGUCCAGCCGCUGUCGGACACCCAGCUGCACCUACUUCGGACACCCCGAGACGGGCAACUACUGCUCCUACUGCUACCGGGAGGAGCUGAAGAAGAGGGAGCCGGAGCCGGCCAUCCACAGGUUCUGAGCGGACCGUGCUUAUGGCCUGAAUUCGUUGAGUGGCCUUUUCAGUUAAAGUGACGGCUGGGGCGGAUCAGCCUCUGUACGGACAAGAUGAGCGUCGGACAGCUCCCUCCCUCUCUCAGCGGUGUCAGCUCCACCUCAGAGCCUGACGGAGAGUCGACUCCAUCACUGAAUGAGCAGGGUGGCGUCUGACUGCAGGGGAGAUGGUAUUAGACCAUGGGAUAAACUAACUGCACUUCUGUUACAUUUUGCUGUGGCUCUUAUGCAGGUGUCGUGUCUGAGUGUGUGUGUGAGUGUGUUUGUUAGUGUGAGUGUGUGUGUGUUUGUGUGUGUGUGUGUGUGUGAGUUGCAGGCUCUCCUCCUUUAUCAGAUUUUAAACGCCUUGCUAUUGUCUCCUCCUAGUGGAGAGAAUGUAUGUGGCAGGCGCCGUACAUAACACUUAUCGACACACAGUGCAUGCACACAUACACACCAAGUCAGACUCACACCACACAAACAGCGAUGCAAGCACAAACAAAAAGGCACGAGUGUCUCCUCUCCAUUUGUGGUCCGUGGUAAUGUUCGGGUGGUGAAUUAAGGGACGUUUGAGCAUUUUGAAGUCACAUCCUCUGAGGGUGAUAUCAGUGAUUUCAUUUCACACUACUGUUACUAGAUGCUUGCAUCACACGUACCUCGGGAAACAGCAGAGUUAAAUCCUUUUUUUUCGUCGGCCACCAUUUGCAUAAACGCAAAAAUUGCAAACUACCGUGCAAUGCUAAUCGUUAAGCGUUCUGCAGGCUGCUGUGGUGCUAAUGUUCCAGGUUGCAAAACACGUCAAUGUUCACGCAUCCAUCACCACUGUCCUGCAUCGUUAGCAGUAUCUCUCCGGCUGAAACAAACUAUACAUUUUGUCCUAGUCAUAUAUCUACACAUUGGAUUUUGAAGAUGUCAGCAGUCGGUCGCAUUAUUGACCCGGCGUCGUAGAACAAGAAGACAUAGCACCAUAGGUCAAUAGUAAGAAGCUGUUCCCAGAGCCUGAUUCAGAGGGUUUCACGUGUGGUUGGAAUGUUUCUCUAUCGGGUCGUCCUGGUUCUGCAAUACACAACACACUACAAGGUGAGGAUGUCACAUCCAGACCAGCAGAAAUUGGAGACGGAUGUGAAUAUAUGUUUAAAAUGCCAUGCAACACAUAUUGGAUUCCAGACGGGUCAAAGUUUUUCUGUAAAGCUUCUGUUAACACGAAGCUGCAUCAGAGUGAAAGACUGCUGUAGUUGUAAUUUGUCUCCAAUUUCUGUUUCUGUGGAUGUUGACGCUCAAAACUAAUAAUUCACAUUGCACUGACAAACUCUGGUUCCGAACGUCACGACAAACCCUCGACACUCUGCUGCUGCUUUCUAGAAACAAAGUUUUCUCAUUGUCACACUAAAGGUUAACGUCACAUCCCCGGAGGGACAUCUCACUCCUCAUUGGCUCGUUCGCCCACUGCAAACGUUUCAAAGUUCUACUGAAGGCGGUUUCCUGACUCCUGGCAUUUCUCUCGCCCCGAAACCUGAUCUCUCUCUCUCUUUUUUUGCACAAAGUCAAGCACUUUCCUGAUGUCCGUCGAUACCGUAUGUUUUGCUGUUUUUCGGAAGUGGCCUGACUGUCGUCCUGUGUUCAUCUCUGCAGACACUGCCACCUCUGUUCAUUGGAAAAUAGGGGCCGGAGGUUUUUUUUCUCUAAAGGAUUCAGUUACUGUAGAGCUACAGCAUUUCGGUGCCAGUGUCACCAUCUAACUCAAUUUCCUAGUUGCCUUUUUUGACAUUUGUCCUCGCGGCAUCACCAUGUAUUUCCUCUGAAAAGAAAAAAAUGACCUAAAUCAAAUAAUCCACUGCUUGCUUCAUCGCCUGCAGCUCUGACGACUACUGCCCCCUAAAUUUGAACAUAUUAAUAUUAUUUUCAUUUGUGUUGCCGCUUUUGAAAUAAUGCCGUUAUUCUCUUUUCAGCCCGGCAGUGAGUAUCACUGCGUUGAUACCCAGCUGAUGUUCUGUCUUUGAGUUUUCCUUGUUAUCAUUUUUAAGGCUGUUUUUGUUGUGCAAAUGUCAAAAUGACUACUUAAAUACUGAAUAAUCUCCCUUAUGAUAAGCCAUGGUGGAGUGACACCCGCUGCUCCACUCCUCCGGCAUGAAGUCCAGUAGAAAAGCACAAUUUAGUAUGCAAGUCACUGCCUUGCCCAGUAGAGGGCGCCCUUGAUUUAGUUUAUUUUUUUCUUUGAACCCAGUAUUUGGAGUUUGCCCUCGUUGCUCAAAACCCAAACUACAAAAACAAAUGACCAAAAUGUCAGAGGAAUAAAUCUCACGCGUACUAAUUUAACACUAUAACAAUAUGUUUAGGUAUUUUCCAACAAUUGCAGAUGCUGUUAAAUGAAGGAGGGAGGCUUUUUUUUUUUUUGCCGUGCAUUUAAGGACAAUUAAAAACACUGUUUCCCAAGAAAGCAUUUGCUGUGUUUGUGUGUUGACGUGUUCAUGCACUAGCAUUUAAAAAAAUCCCAUCAAAUGUUCUCUUCCUGUGGGAAAGUGAUGCCUGUUCAACAAAGAAAAAGAAAAGUGUAUGUGUGCGUAUUCUCUGUCCUCCCUCCAAAGUAAUAACUAGCUUGAUGAAUCCAUUUCUUAUUUUUAUUUUUGCAACGAAAACGGAUGCCUCAGAACCGUGUUUAAAAACAUUGGACUCCACAGGCUAGACUUCUUUUGUAUUUAAGAUUUUAAAAAAAAACACAAUGAGAGGUUGUACGAGUAUGUUCCGUGUUAUUUUUGUAAAAGCCCAAAGUUUUACAGUGUUUUUAAAAAGAAAUGGUAAGAAUGUAUAUUGUUGGAUACUGAAGCAGGGACAGAUGAGCGUGUCCGAGCCGGGGUUCGGGGUAGAACUGUUGUUGAAGGCGACUCCCAGACGGCUCCCUCAUUGCAAACUAAUCUCCUUAACGCUGACCUAACGAGAUACCAUUUGAGAAUAUAUAUAUUUAUAGUGAGAUUUUUUUAAUAGGUUUCCUUGUGGAAUGUUUAGUUUAAGGCGAGUUAGGAUGUUCUUUCUCACAUGGCUACUUGUCAUAGCAGUCUGGCUUUUUAUUUGUUGCUUUUUGAUUUGUACAUUUCAUUUCCGUUUUUUUAUCUUUUUAUUUUUCUCUCUCCAACCAAAACCGACCCAUGCUAUGCUGAAACGUGACGGGAGCGUUCUGGGCGACCCGGCGCGUUUCCUCCGAACCGGAAGAGAAACGGCUCAGAAUUAGUUUUGCAACACAACUGACCCGAGUAUAUUUUUAUAUAUUAUAUUGUAAAAACACUGUCGUUUCUGUGGGAACAGAAUAUUCAUCAUCGGUGACAUUGACAUGGAAAACUUAAGAGUUGCAUGGGACUGGAACUGUUGCAUGUAAACCGCAAUUCAUUUUACCAAAUUUGUGCAUUAUUUCAACUUGAUUUCAGAUGUCCUGGUGUUUUGAUCUUGUUUAUUUUUUUUAUUAUUUCAUUUUGUUUCAUCUUAUUUUUUUAUCUUUGGAAUGUUUUGUCUUUGAGAGGAGAGUCUCCCGAGGCUGUGUGACAGUGCAAUCUGGAUAGAAAGAACAUCAGAUUUUAUGUUAGGUUGUUAUUAUUAUUAUUAUAUUAUUAUUCAUUUUUUGCACCGUUUGAAUAAAUUCUCAUUGUAUUUCAAGAA
Molecule: messenger RNA, 6785 nt
Organism: Pleuronectes platessa (European plaice)
Lineage: Eukaryota; Metazoa; Chordata; Actinopteri; Pleuronectiformes; Pleuronectidae
Gene: otud7b
Product: OTU deubiquitinase 7B
Exons: 12
Coding region: 355-3126 (923 amino acids)
Biological process (GO): protein K63-linked deubiquitination; protein K48-linked deubiquitination; protein deubiquitination involved in ubiquitin-dependent protein catabolic process
Cellular component (GO): nucleus; cytoplasm
Molecular function (GO): zinc ion binding; DNA binding; K63-linked polyubiquitin modification-dependent protein binding
Source: RefSeq, a predicted model, not a curated record